This is a messenger RNA of Phytomonas sp. EM1, 1233 nucleotides long. NCBI's taxonomy places the organism in Eukaryota, Euglenozoa, Kinetoplastea, Trypanosomatida, Trypanosomatidae. The record is from the annotation of a GenBank genome assembly.
AUGAAUGAAUCGGAUAGCAGUGUGCCCUCACCCGUCGAUGCGACCAAGCUGAGCGAGUCCAACGGAGAAAAUGCCUCGCGGUACCAAGCCUACUCGGAGCCAUUCGGAGACAUCGGCUUUAAGAUCCGUUUGUCUUCCCCAAACAUGCAAGUGGAGCUACUGACCCUCGGUGCCUCUAUCAACUCCGUCAAAAUACUCAAUCCAACAGUGCCGUCGGACAGCCGAAAUUCUUGGUACGAGACCUGUUUGGGCUUCAAUGAUCCUCAAGAAUGUGCGGAACCUGGUGCGCCGAUCGGUUCCACCCACGGACGAUUCGCAGGACGCAUCGCAAACGGUCAAUUCGUGCUCGAUGGCAAAACACACAAACUCAUCACAAACUGCGGAUCUCACACCCUCCAUGGUGGGCCGAAUGGCUUCAAUACGCUUCAGUGGAAGUACCUGAUAACGGAAGGGGAGGAUGAAAUUGGUGUAUCCUUCUAUCUAACCUCCCCGCACUUUGAUCAGGGUUUCCCUGGUGAACUCUUUGUUUCCGCGACGUACGCGAUCAUGAAGCAUACCACCCAUCCCACCCUCAAGUAUACACUGCAGGCGAAUCUAUCCGAAAAAACACCCGUCGAUGCGACCGUCGUGAACUUGACGAAUCACACGUACUGGAACCUCAACGGGGUGCCCCGUGCGGAACGUCCAGAGGAGGUCGUCCCGUUACCAAGGCCCAUCUUCAACCAUUCCUUAAGCAUAAAAGGCAAGUACUUUGCCGAGGUCGAUAAGGAUCUCAUCCCGAAUGGGUCGAUGGUGCCCCUGGAGGGAACGCCCCAUGACUACACUCUGCUUCACUCGAUUAAGGAGGGAAUGGAGUCGCUGAAGGGGAAAUCCGAUCCCUGGGGCUACGACGACCCCGUUGCCCUCGACGUGUGGGACUCAACGCUGCGCGAGGCCGCCGUCCUUUUCAGCCCCCUCACUCAACUGCAGAUGCGAGUUUCGACCACAAACCCGGUGUUGAUCUUAUACACCGCCAAUUGGCUCCCGGAUAAGGCCAGUGGCAAAUGGAAAGAUCGCUUCCGGCGCCACAGUGGCAUUUGCUUGGAGUGCCAAUACUUCCCCAACAGUCCGAAUGUUCAAAGCUUUCCAUCGACCACACUAAAAAAAGGCGAAAAAUAUUCCGAAACUACUGUGCAUGAGUUUCAGUUCAUGGGUUCUCGACGUGGUUCAGGGGAAUACUUGAAGCUAUUCUAA